AUGUUAAUGAAUCCAAGUCGAAGAAAUUAUCAUCAACCACAUCCACAACAACAACAUCAGGCAGAACCAUGGAACUGCCAUGGUUGUAUCUCGAGAGAAUCAGCACAGCAACAACAUGCAACUCUCCCAACAAUAUCUGACCUCUAUUCACAGUUGAUUUUGUCUGGAUUGGAGGGUAAUCAUUCUGCAUGUAGUGAUCCUCACUUUCGUCAAGCUGUGCAUGAUUAUAAAAAGUUCCUCGACUAUUAUAACAAGAUGAAGAGAGUCAGUUUUAGUAGCAUGGCGAGUAAUAAGAGCACAUUGUCAAAUUAUCCUCAAUAUUCAAGUCAUUCAGUUAAUAGUGAUAAUUGUAAAUCUAAUGUAAAUACUAACAAUGAACAGAAUGUGUUCAGACAUGAUUGUAAAUUAGCACCUUUUAGAUAUGAAGAGAAUAGCUCUUGCUGUGAAAUGAUCAAAAUUCCAAGUAUUGAUCAAUUAACCAAACAGCUGAUUCCAAAUUCAUGUACAUCUUUGUUGCCAAUUGCUGAUUCGAAAGAGAACUCAAUGAAUGUAGAAAAGAAACGUACAAGAAGAUAUGAAGAAGAUGGAUUAACAAAAUCAAAGAAAGUUAAACAGAAUCCACAUUUAAUUCAAAUUAGUCCAACAGAGAUUCUUCAAUCAUCAACAAGCACCGUGUACAUUUCCAAACAACAAGCCAAAUUAUUCGAUAGUGUGAAAGGAACAACAUGCCAUCAAUGUAAACAGAAAACUCUCGAUAUCAAAACCAAUUGCAAGCAUUGUUGUAAUCUAUCAUUGAACAAUACUACAAAUGGAAGAGGUGUAUUUUGUUCCAAUUGUCUAAAGAAUCGAUAUGGAGAAGAGGUAUGUAACUAUUUCAUUUUUAUCAUUUUACCAUUUUACUAUUAG
Naegleria gruberi is the source of this 906-nucleotide messenger RNA. RefSeq lists its product as uncharacterized. Gene Ontology annotation, biological process: regulation of DNA-templated transcription. The record is from RefSeq and is a predicted model, not a curated record. The coding region runs from base 1 to 906 and encodes 301 amino acids. The transcript has a single exon. NCBI's taxonomy places the organism in Eukaryota, Heterolobosea, Eutetramitea, Acrasida, Naegleriidae. Gene Ontology annotation, cellular component: nucleus.